This is a messenger RNA of Frankliniella occidentalis (western flower thrips), 2699 nucleotides long. RefSeq lists its product as uncharacterized. The transcript is spliced from 7 exons. Lineage: Eukaryota; Metazoa; Arthropoda; Insecta; Thysanoptera; Thripidae. The record is from RefSeq and is a predicted model, not a curated record. Gene Ontology annotation, cellular component: membrane. The coding region runs from base 246 to 1115 and encodes 289 amino acids.
AGGCAGCCAAGCCAGUCAGCCAGUCCCAGCAGUCGUGAGCUGACCGUGUCCGGACGAACGUCGUCUGUGCUGGAGUUGUUACCUUCCAGUCGGCAGGUGUUGAGGAAAUGCGGUGAUUUCCCUUAGACGUAGCGCCGCCCCCUCUCUCAAGGAUACUUCAUCAUCAGGGAUUGCAGUGUCUGUGUAGUGUGUGUGUGCGCCCAGUGCUCUCCAAGUGCAAGCCUGUGAGUGAGUUCGCCACCACCAUGCCGUGCUCCGCGGUUACCUUGUCGCUCGCCACCAUCACGGCCGUGAUCGCCGCGGCCCUCCUCUCCAUCGCCUUCGGCACGGACAACUGGCAGUACAUCGAAGUGAAGCGGGCGCAGAUACAGCAAUAUGCGGCCAAGCGCGGCGGUCAGGAGAGCCUCCUGGAGAACAUGAACACCAAGUACUUCUACUACACGCGGACCAAGGGGCUCUUCAGGAUCUGCUACCCCAAGGAGCGGCCACCAACCGUUGAAACCUACCUGAGCCCGGUGGAGACGCACUGCCACAACAUCGACUACUUCAUCCCCGACGUGGACAACCAGACCAAGCUGCUGUCCGAGGACGCCAUGACGCGCCUGCACAUGGGCCGCUCCAUGAUUGCCCUGUUCAUCGUCGCCUUCCUGAUGGUGUUCGUCGCCUUCUGGACGGGUGUCGCUGGCUGCUGGCGGCGCUCUCCGGGCAACAUCACAUCCACCGCCAUUCUCAUUCUUCUGGCCUGUCUAUUGAGUGCCGGUGCGAUGGGUCUCUGGCAUGGUGUGGAAUACUACGAGAAAGAAAAGGUUGUAGGGGAAGAGUACUAUCAACAGUGGAACAAUGUUCUUCGAAGUGAGACUCACAUGUGGUAUGACUGGUCCUACAUUUUGGCUUGGAUCGGAGUGGGAUUUUCACUCAUAUCCUCCACACUUUUCUUCUCUGCUGCUAACUGCCUUCGUUCAGAACGAGACUCAGAAAAAGCCAACAAUGUGCAGUACAUUAUGCCAGUGUACCCUCAAAAGCAACAGUAUGCCUACCCAGGAUACCCUGCACCACCUGCCGCUUAUCCUGGUCCUUAUUACCAUGGAUCUCAGUACGGCCCUUACAACUACUAACUUGUUGAAGAAAUUGUAGCCAAGCUGCAGAUUGUCUAACUUCAUGAAAGAUGGUGCUAUUGUCUGAUUUGUUGUAGCACCUGCUUUUUUUUUUUUUUGUUUAUUCAUUUUCUGUCAACUUGACCAGAGUCUAAAUUGGUCUACCGUCUGUGAUUUGACAUCUUCAGUACAUUUUAUAUAAAACCUUUUUUGUAGGUAGUUACGUAUUUGUCUCUGUGAAAAAUUGCCUGUUUUGACAGAUUUUGAAAGUACCUAAUCAUUUUUUCCGUCCUCUGUAUUUAUUCUGUAUAAGUCUUAACUAGAGGCCUUUGAGCAAAGAAGACAGUUAACUCUAGUUAAAUGCUCUCUUGAAUAUCGCGAGGGAAAAGUCUGCUCAACAAUAUCAAUAACAAAUGCAUAAUCUGUAAAUAUUUUUAAUAGAUAAGUUUUAUGAACUAUGUAGUAGUAUUUUGGAUUUUGUGAGAGAAAAAUUAAUAGAGUAGAAUUGCCAUUUUGUAUGAUUCCUUCAGAGAGCUGUUGCUGUGGUGACUAUCAAAUAUUUCAGUUUGGCUCAAAGUUUAAAAAUACAUACCUAUAUUAUGGGCGGCUCAAAUUACAACUUUAAAGUCAAUCAUUUUCUAAACAGCUUCUCAUUGGUUAGGUUAGGGCUUUUGACUUGUCUGCUCAUACAAAUUUAGGCUGCUGUAUUUAUUUUUUGCUCUCCUCUCAAAUUUCUUCCUGACUGAGUUACCAUAGGUCAGCUGAACUCAAGUGCAUUAUUAUGCUAAGUGCUAGUCCUAUCAUUGCUCUCAAUUCCAGAAUUUAUUUUUUUUAUAACCAGAGAAAGAGGAAACAUACCUUGUCCAACUGCAACUUGAAACUAUAAUUUUGUUCUGCAUUGAUUUUAUUUUUCUAAAAUUUUAUGAAAUUGAGUGAAAUGUUGACCCGAGUUGGUAUGAAUUAUGCUUGACUGGGAAUUUGAUGUUAGACAACACGCUACUGCUUAUUUAUUUAAUUUAAUGUAAACCUCAGUACAAUAUUUGGAAUUUACAAACUUCAUACCAUCGUUGUGUAGGGAAAAUACUGUUCUUUUUGUGAUUUGUUAAUUUUUGACUAAGAUGGUCCAAAGUAUCAACUUAAAAUAGGACUGUUUUAGAGAAUGCAGUGAUACUGACAUGAAUUAAAUCCUCUGUUCAGUAUUAUUUGUUAUGUAUGUUUUGGACCUUGAUUGCAUCAAUCAUUCUGUGAGUGCCAAGACAACAGGAAAUAUGUGUAGUGUUUCCUAUAAGCAUUUGAGCUAAAUGAACUUAAGUAUGAAUGUGUGUGCUGUGUGAAUGAGAUUUGUGUGUUGACUGUAUGUUAUGUAUGACUGAAUAUUUGUAAAUUUGUUGUGACUGCUGCCUCAAAUGAGCAUACUGCCUCAGAAUGUAAAAUAUUAUGUAAGAAUUGUGAUUAAAUCAAAUCUAACAGAUUUCUGAGGUGUUUGCCUAUUGUUCUCAUAGAUUGAAUGGCAAGUUGAUUAGAAUUUUAUGUAAUGAAUGGUAUGCAAGGAAUUGAUCUUGUAAGAUAAUUUUAAUCUAGUACAUUAAAUAUUUUUAAACUUUU